Molecule: messenger RNA, 655 nt
Organism: Emiliania huxleyi CCMP1516
Lineage: Eukaryota; Haptophyta; Isochrysidales; Noelaerhabdaceae
Exons: 1
Coding region: 52-609 (185 amino acids)
Source: RefSeq, a predicted model, not a curated record
ACCCUCGCCGUGGUACUCUUGGGCGGGAACUUCUUCCGCGUGGCGUUCGGCAUGCGCGCGGCCGCGCGACGCGCGCGCUUCCUGGCAAGGGCGCAGCUCUUCACUUGGGGCGUGUGGACUUGCACGAAUGUCGCGCGGCUGCUCAAGGCCUUCCUUCGGCAAGAGGAGGAGCUGCUAGAGGACAUCGAGAGCGUGCUGGGCGCCAUGUGCGUGCGGCCGCGGCCCUGCCCUGGUACUCCCCGCUCAUUUACGGUUUGCACCGUGGCCCGGCAUGAUAGGUGCAGCGACCAGGGUGAGAGCGCGCUUCAGCAGUCCGUCCUAAUCGAGCUCGGCCUCCUCAGUCCACUCCUCGGCCGCUCCCUCCGGAUCCCCGCCGGUUUCAUGCUUGCCAACAUUGGCCUCACUCUCAUGUCCGCGGGACGCCUCGGCUGGCUCUUCCCCUCCCACUCCUACCCGACUCGCAUGGCCCACUGCUUGAUCGCGCCCUACAUUGGCUCGUUCGUGGCCAGUGCGCUGCUUCUCUGCGCCACCGGGGUCCUGCCUUGGCGGGCGCGCGCGGGGGGGGGGGAGUCGCUAGGCUCGCCACGAGGUCCGCACAGAGCAACUUGAAGCCGGGUGCACAUUGCAGAGAGUUAAGAAAGCUACCCUGAACGCA